Messenger RNA from Camellia sinensis, 636 nucleotides. The record is from RefSeq and is a predicted model, not a curated record. NCBI's taxonomy places the organism in Eukaryota, Viridiplantae, Streptophyta, Magnoliopsida, Ericales, Theaceae.
CCUAGCCCCUCCCUCGGGCAUGCUCUCUCUCUCUCUCUCUCUCUAACACUCUCACACCCAAUACACUUCCAUCCAUAGCUGCAAACGCUUAUAUCCAAAUAAUAUCAGUUUGAUCUCUUUGCUUAUCUCUGUUUACAACCCCUUCUCUCCAAUAAAAUUGGUUGAAGAAGACCCAUGUCAACUUCAGACGGAGUAGCCAACGGCGUAAUUAACGGCGCAAUUAUUGAGCAGCAACGCCUCCAGCCGCCUGGAAACGGCGCUCUAUCUGUCAAGAAGCCACCGGCGAAAGACCGACCCAGCAAAGUCGACGGCCGAGGGCGCCGCAUCCGCAUGCCGAUCAUCUGCGCCGCCAGGGUCUUCCAGCUCACUCGCGAGCUGGGCCACAAGUCCGACGGCCAGACCAUCGAGUGGCUCCUCCGCCAAGCCGAGCCAUCUCUCAUCGCCGCCACCGGCACCGGCACAACUCUGGCAAGCUUCUCCACCGUCUCAGUCUCCGUCAGAAACUCCUCCUUCCUCCGCCGCCGCUAGUUCGUCUUCUAGAUUUCCGAUCACCGCCGCGAAUCGGUGCAUCCACCAGAUAUGGAAGCCGUUGCUUUCUUUUUUUUUUCCUGGUUCCGCUUUCUGCAAGGUGUUUGG